Lutra lutra (Eurasian river otter) is the source of this 3170-nucleotide messenger RNA. It is a transcript of the gene HCRTR2, whose product is annotated as hypocretin receptor 2. Gene Ontology annotation, molecular function: orexin receptor activity. Bases 35 to 1369 code for a protein of 444 amino acids. Gene Ontology annotation, cellular component: membrane. Lineage: Eukaryota; Metazoa; Chordata; Mammalia; Carnivora; Mustelidae. Gene Ontology annotation, biological process: G protein-coupled receptor signaling pathway; circadian sleep/wake cycle process; feeding behavior. The record is from RefSeq and is a predicted model, not a curated record. The transcript is spliced from 8 exons.
UGCGGCACUGAGCGGAACCGGACUCGAGCCCGUGAUGUCCGGUACCAAAUUGGAGGACUCCCCCCCUUGUCGCAACUGGUCAUCUGCUUCGGAGCUGAAUGAAACUCAAGAGCCCUUUUUGAACCCCACCGACUAUGACGACGAGGAAUUCCUGCGGUACCUGUGGAGGGAAUACCUACACCCGAAAGAAUAUGAGUGGGUCCUGAUUGCUGGGUACAUCAUCGUGUUCGUGGUGGCUCUUAUUGGGAACGUCCUGGUUUGUGUGGCAGUGUGGAAGAACCACCACAUGAGGACGGUAACCAACUACUUCAUAGUCAACCUUUCUCUGGCUGAUGUGCUCGUGACAAUUACCUGCCUCCCAGCCACAUUGGUGGUAGACAUCACUGAGACCUGGUUCUUUGGACAGUCCCUCUGUAAAGUUAUUCCAUAUUUACAGACUGUGUCAGUGUCAGUGUCUGUCCUCACACUGAGCUGCAUUGCCUUGGAUCGAUGGUAUGCAAUCUGUCAUCCUUUGAUGUUUAAGAGCACAGCCAAGAGGGCCAGGAACAGCAUUGUCAUCAUCUGGAUCGUCUCCUGCAUUAUAAUGAUUCCUCAGGCCAUCGUCAUGGAGUGCAGCACCAUGCUUCCCGGCUUAGCCAAUAAAACCACUCUCUUUACAGUGUGCGAUGAGCGCUGGGGUGGUGAAAUUUACCCCAAGAUGUAUCAUAUUUGUUUCUUUCUGGUGACAUACAUGGCACCACUGUGUCUUAUGGUGUUGGCCUACUUGCAAAUAUUUCGUAAACUCUGGUGUCGCCAGAUCCCUGGAACAUCAUCUGUAGUUCAGAGAAAGUGGAAGCCGCUGCAGCCUGCUUCACAGCCUCGAGGGCCAGGACAGCAGACCAAGUCCAGGAUUAGUGCUGUGGCCGCUGAAAUAAAGCAGAUCCGAGCCAGACGGAAAACAGCCCGGAUGCUAAUGGUUGUGCUUUUGGUGUUUGCAAUUUGCUAUCUACCAAUUAGCAUCCUCAACGUGCUCAAGAGAGUAUUUGGCAUGUUUACCCACACAGAAGACAGAGAGACUGUGUAUGCCUGGUUUACAUUUUCACAUUGGCUUGUAUAUGCCAAUAGUGCUGCGAACCCAAUUAUUUAUAAUUUUCUCAGUGGAAAGUUUCGAGAGGAAUUUAAAGCUGCGUUUUCUUGCUGUUGCCUUGGAGUUCAUCAUCGCCAGGAGGACCGGCUCACCCGGGGCCGAACGAGCACAGAAAGCCGGAAGUCUCUGACCACCCAGAUCAGCAACUUUGACAACAUAUCAAAACUCUCAGAGCAAGUUGUGCUCACCAGCAUAAGCACACUCCCAGCAGCCAAUGGAGUAGGGCCACUUCAAAGCUGGUAGAAUUUUCAUUCAUAGGACAGGGAUAUCUGGGUAUCUGCCACAGGGACCAUUGUCAUCACUCCUGUCAACCUGGUUGGAGGUCUGAAAGAAGAGCCUGAGUAUGAAUGUGGAACAUCACUCAGUGUCAUCUUAUUCAAAGAGAUAAUGGUUUAUGAACCAAUUGUUCUGCAUGACCAGCACAGUGUGAGAGAAGACUGGUUUUAAAGCACUUGUGUAGUUUUACGGAUACCUGGAUGACUUGAGUUUCUAACUAAAACUUUUAAAACUCCAAUUUUACGUACACUGACUAAAGGCUAAGUCUUGUGGGAGCAGAUAGUUUCUAAGAAUGAUCAUUGCCUGGAAGGAAAACAAACACACACCAGUACUUGCAAGAAACCGUGUUGAUGGAAUAGCAGACUGUAUGCAUUGCUUUCAACAUGUUAAUUCUCGAGCCCUUCUGAGAGGUCUGGAUGGAGUAUGGUUACCUUCCUAGGACAAGUGGUAAAGAAAGAUUUGUCUCCAAAGCCUGCCAAUCUUAUGGAGCAAAGCGUCAACUUCUCACCUCAUUAUGUGUUAAUAACACAAAUGAGAGACUUCUUAUGAAAAGAAUGUGUUGCAACUGUUUUAUUCUCUACAUAGAAUAUGCAUCUGUCUGUUUUGCUAUAUUUUAAAGAUUUAAUGUAAAAUGUCACUAGUGUUACUGAAAUUUUGUUAUCAAUAAGGAUGAGAUCAUUUUUUUGAAUAGAGAAUCCAUUUGAACUUCAUUAUUUCUGAAUUUCUGCAAACCCAUGAACACUUUGAUAUUCUAAUUCAUUCAUUCUUGGCAAAAGAUGACUCCUAGUUUUUGAGGAAAAUGACUUAAAUGUUCCAAGGCUUGGAUCAUUUCCUUGAUAUCAAAUAACUGUUACAAAUCAUUGAUGAAUUAAUUGCAAAAGUGUUAGGCAUAGUGAUACUGAAUUUCACUCCCAGUGUGAAUUGUUUUAUUAAGGACAGAGGUAAAUAUGCUUGUAAAAUGUGGUCCGAAUAUACGUAAACCUGAAAUAGCAGAAUGACAAAUACCCAAACAUGCUUAUGGACACAAAUUUUGAGGAGGGCUAUUACUGUUUUAAUACCAGUAUAAUAAUAAUAGAAUCUCUCAUGCUUGAUAUAAAUCCUAAUAGUAAUCAACUGCAAAAAAAAAAAAAAAAAAAACCUGGUUAGUCAUUACAACUUAGAAAGUUUUUCAAUCCCAAUUAAUUUUACAACAGACAACUUUUCUACUCUCUACAAGUUACAAAUCAAAUAAAAAAAAAAGUAAAUUCCAUUAGGUUAUGUACAAUUAGUUUUCAAAUGGCAUGAAGCAAAAUAUUGAUUUUUUUAGAGAUAAUAUAUAAACAAAAAUAUUGUCAAUUUAAGUCUAUUCUACUACUUUAUGUACCUCAGAAAAUGAAGAGCAAAGGCAUGGAAAACAUUGUUAUCUCCCUAAAUUCAAAGAGGAUUGUUUUCUAGAAUACUGCUGCAAUUAAAGAGGGAGCAAAAAACUCCCUCUCAUUUGCCACGUAUUUCUAUUCUCUUAAAUUUGCUUUAUACUCUCUGGGGUUAGAAUAUCUUUUAAGUUUUUUCUGAAAUGUAUUUCUAUAAUUGUUGUAUCCCAUGUGUGUAAUGUCAUGUCACUUGUUUAACAGUUAUAUUAUACAUUUCAGUUCUUUACGCCUGAUUUCCUGUGUGUUCAUGAAGAAAUUUCUUAUUAAAUCAAAGGGACUACACAUCAACUACUAGGAAGGAUGCUCAUUAUGUACUUUUUCAGUAAAAACCAUACCGAGAAUUCUAUAAUCUCAUUCAC